CCUCUGUUGCUAACACAAUUGUUUUGCUUGACAACCAGGCUACGGGAUGGACAACGUCAUCAUUAAGCGCAUGCUGCAGAGAGCGGUCACGUGAGAGGAUUCGGAAGACAUGCCGGUGGAUGGUUCAGAGGAAGAUGGUCAGCAUAUAAUGGAAAAAGCCCUUAAUAUUUUAUUGGUGGGUGAGGGGAACUUCUCCUUCUCCGUUUGUCUUUGUGACUUAAGCCGUGGCAGGUUUCACAUCACCGCCACAUGUUUUGAAGCAGAAGAUAAAGUAUGCAGACAAACUCUUGCCUGGAACAAUGUGCAGCAUCUAAGAGAAAGAGGAGCUGUAGUUGUGUUUGGGGUGGAUGCAACAGACCUUGGUGGUAACGAGCUUCUUGCUAAUAAACCAUAUGAUCAAAUUAUUUUCAACUUCCCCCACUGUGGUAGGAAGGCUGGUGUGAAGAAAAACAGGGACCUGCUCACCAAGUUCUUCUUAAGCUGCUCCAAUGUUCUUUCUCAGGAAGGGGACAUACAUGUUGCUUUGUGCAAAGGACAGGGAGGAACGCCUGCAGAUCAGCAUUUGAGAGAAUGGCAUAAUAGCUGGCAAGUGGUGGCCAUGGCAGCAAAAGCAGGAUAUAUUCUAAGUGCAGUGGUUCCUUUUGGGACUGAUCAAUACAAUGGCUAUCAAUGCACAGGAUACAGAAGCCAAGAAAAAUCAUUUCAUGUGGAAGGCUCUUUGACUCACAUCUUUACUAGGAGUUUGCCUCUGGAGAUGUUGAAACCACUGCAGCUAAUAAACAGACUGACAGACGUGCUACUAACGACGAACGUUCUGGAUGAAGAAGAGAUUAGAGCAUACAGGGAUGUCUUAGAACGAGAUGUAUAUCAUCCAACCAGAAUACUUAACAAAGAGCUUGUAGCCUUUCUGGAAAAAAGUGUGCCACUUAGAUGCCUGGAAGACACGUUUUCCCUAGUAUGUGACACCUGCAGUAGUUCAGCAAACUGCUGUCAUUCAGUAUCUGAGAAUGUCCCAUAUUUCAUCAACGCUAUGAAUGGUGAUGUAUGCCCAAAGUAUUCUUUGAAUGCAGAGCUAAAGCAGGUUGGUUCCAACACUUUCUGUACAAACCAUAGCUCCAAACAGUAUGUAAGGCCUUCACUGUCAUAUUUCACUAAUGACAUCAUUCAAAGACCUGACUUCAUCCAAGGGGUAAUGUACUCAUUAAACGGGCUUGUUUUCAGAAAAUGUUUGGCAUCACAGUGGAACAUGCCAAUCUACCAUGAAUUCAUGCUUUUGUGGGGUUGCGAGUCAGACAAGAUAACGGAACAAAUGCAGAUGCUCAGGACUACCAUUGACAGUGCCGUAGCAUAUGUUCAGACUUUGAUUGCCAAUAAUUCCCAAUAUUCUGGGAAAAGAAAAACUGAAACAAACAUCAUUUUUAAUGGUGUGUUAACAUUUGACAGCAACCUCCACACUGGAAAUGCCACUGAAAAGAUUUCUUGUACUUAUGGUGAUCAUAUAAUAGGACAUAUAAAUGCAUUGCCACAAAGGAAAAAUGGCAAUGCCAAUGGCCUUCUGGAAGUGACACUAAAUCUUGAUUUACUGGCCAUGUGUCUUCUGCAUAUCCCUGACUGGCAAAUGCUUUGGACACCUGAUGACAGAUUCAAACAACAAUUUAACCCUCCUCAACUAAGAAUCUUCAAACUCUUUUCUCUUUACCCUCCUCACUAUACCCAUGAUGUCAGUUUCUGGGUUAGAGAAGGCUCCAUUUUUGAUAAUCAAGAAUUUCAUUUGUUAGCCCAGAGAGUUUCUAAAGGGACCAUUCGGGACAUUCAACUUAUGGAUACAUUUCAGAAUGUGAAUACUGGGCAGACCAGCUUAUGUUAUAGGAUAACUUAUCAGUCAUGUGAUAGGGCACUGAGUUAUGAGACGGCUUCAGAAAUGCAACUGUUGUUAAGAGAAGAAUUGCAAAAUUGUUUUAGUGUCACUCUUAGAUAGUCAGUAUACCAAAGAAAUAGUCAAAAAAAGGAUAAACUAAUAAAAUGAAUAAAGGUUGCCCUCCAGUGAACCUUAUUUGGAGCACACCUCAGGAAGAGGACUUAGAGUAUUGCUGUGAGAUAGCUUGGUAACUUCUGUGUCACCCAGAUGGUUGAAUGUGAGCAGGAAUAAAUGAGAAAGCAUGUAUGCUUCAUAAAACCUGAAUUAUCACUCCCA
Molecule: messenger RNA, 2194 nt
Organism: Xenopus laevis (African clawed frog)
Lineage: Eukaryota; Metazoa; Chordata; Amphibia; Anura; Pipidae
Gene: fdxacb1.L
Product: ferredoxin-fold anticodon binding domain containing 1 L homeolog
Exons: 6
Coding region: 110-1978 (622 amino acids)
Source: RefSeq, a predicted model, not a curated record